AUGGAAAUGGAUUCCACUCCCUCGAACGGAAACAACACUGCCACCGGAACUCAAAUCGAAGCCACCGCCGCCGUCAACCCUACGCCUGCUCCCUCCUCCAACCUCCCCCGACUCACGGAGUCUCUCAAGCUCGAGCAUCAGUUCCUCAGAGUCCCUUUCGAGCACUUCAAGAAAACCCUCCGAACCAACAACCGCGUCGUCGAGAAGGAGAUGUCCGCCGUUAUCUCCAGCGUCAACGAUGCCGCCUCUAACGACCUGUCCUCCGCCGACGCCGUCAAUCACCUUAGCUCUCUCGUCUCCCGCCUCCAAGGACUCAAACGAAAAUUGGAAGAAGGAAAUCGAGCUGAGCAUUUGCAAGCGCAGAAGUGUCGUGCACGUCUCGAACAUUUGGAAUCUGCAGAUGCAGAAAAAAUGUCAGAAUGGAAUAACACUCGCUUGAAGCGGAUUCUUGUUGAUUACAUGUUGAGAAUGUCAUAUUACGAUACUGCAGAGAGACUGGCUGAAUGCAGCAACUUGCAGGAGCUAGUUGAUAUUGAUGUGUUCCAAGAAGCAAAAAAGGUUAUUGAUGCUUUGCAAAGUAAGGAUGCUGCACCUGCCCUAGCAUGGUGUGCUGAAAACAAAUCAAGACUGAAGAAAUCUAAGAGCAAAUUGGAGUUCCAGUUGAGACUUCAAGAGUUCAUAGAAAUGGUAAGAGCUGAAAACAAUUUAAGAGCCAUCGCAUAUGCUAAGAAGUAUCUUGCACCAUGGGGAGCCACCCACAUGAAAGAACUGCAGCGGGUCCUUGCAACACUAGCUUUUAAAAGAGAUACCGGAUGUGCCACAUAUAAGGUCUUGUUUGAAGCUAAGCAAUGGGAUUAUCUAGUAGACCAAUUCAAACAGGAGUUCUGCAAGUUAUAUGGCAUGACUUUAGAGCCGUUGCUCAAUAUCUACCUGCAAGCUGGCCUUUCGGCUCUCAAAACUCCAUAUUGUUACGAGGAUGAUUGCACAAAAGAAGACCCUCUAUCACAGGAAGCUUUUCGCAAACUAGCCUUGCCAUUACCAUUUUCUAAGCAGCAUCACUCAAAACUUGUUUGCUACAUAACAAAGGAGCUAAUGGACACGGAGAACCCACCACAAGUCCUGCCCAAUGGAUAUGUUUAUAGCACCAAGGCUCUUGAAGAGAUGGCUAAGAAGAAUAACGGUACUAUCAUCUGCCCAAGGUCAGGUUUAAUUUGCAGUUACACAGAACUGGUCAAGGCAUUUAUUUCGUAA
Molecule: messenger RNA, 1251 nt
Organism: Vicia faba (fava bean)
Lineage: Eukaryota; Viridiplantae; Streptophyta; Magnoliopsida; Fabales; Fabaceae
Source: the annotation of a GenBank genome assembly